This is a messenger RNA of Engraulis encrasicolus (European anchovy), 1121 nucleotides long. It is a transcript of the gene prdx4, whose product is annotated as peroxiredoxin 4. The record is from RefSeq and is a predicted model, not a curated record. Gene Ontology annotation, biological process: response to oxidative stress; cell redox homeostasis; hydrogen peroxide catabolic process. The transcript has 7 exons. NCBI's taxonomy places the organism in Eukaryota, Metazoa, Chordata, Actinopteri, Clupeiformes, Engraulidae. Gene Ontology annotation, cellular component: cytosol; endoplasmic reticulum. The coding region runs from base 86 to 853 and encodes 255 amino acids. Gene Ontology annotation, molecular function: thioredoxin peroxidase activity.
UUUCAGUGAAAAAAAUAGCACUUCCUGGUUUUUCUGCAGAGAGAGGCAGAGAGAAGUGCAGACGUGCAACUUCUAAUCUGUGGAUAUGGAGUCUCAACGAGGACACACUACGCUACAAAGCCGAUACUUCAGCCUCGUUUGCGGGCUGUUGUUCCUUGUAGAUGCCGUUAUUUGCGCCCAGCAAGAAUGCUACAACUAUGCCAGCGGACACGUCUACCCUGGAGAGGCGUUUAGAGUGCCCGUGUCCGACCACUCGCUACACUUAAGCAAAGCCAAAAUAUCAAAGCCCGCCCCUAACUGGGAGGGGACUGCGGUGAUUGAUGGUGCGUUUAAAGACCUGAAGCUGUCUGACUACAAGGGGAAAUACCUGGUCUUCUUCUUCUAUCCCCUGGACUUCACCUUCGUGUGUCCUACUGAGAUCAUGGCGUUCAGCGAUCGCGUUCACGAGUUCAGAGCCAUCAACGCAGAGGUGGUCGCCUGCUCAGUGGACUCCCAGUUCACACACCUGGCAUGGAUCAAUACUCCUCGUAAGCAGGGUGGUUUGGGGCCCAUGAAGAUUCCGCUGCUGUCCGACCUCACACACCAGAUCAGCAAAGACUACGGAGUUUACCUGGAGGACCAGGGACACACACUCAGGGGUCUGUUCAUCAUCGAUGACAAGGGAACUCUUCGCCAAAUCACCAUGAACGACCUGCCAGUCGGCCGCUCAGUAGACGAGACACUACGAUUGGUCCAGGCCUUCCAGUAUACGGACAAGCACGGAGAAGUGUGUCCCGCAGGAUGGAAGCCUGGCAGUGAUACAAUCAUUCCUGACCCAUCUGGGAAGCUGAAGUACUUCGACAAGCUUAACUAAGGACACACACACACACACACACACACACACACACACACACCCCAACAAUUCCAACCGAGGACUCCUCAACACCACUAUUACCCUAAUCUGUUCCAUUACACACACACACACACACACCCUCCACUUCACACACACACACCCCUUCCACUUGAGCCCGCUCUGGUAUCCGUCUGGCUCUGUGUCUUGCCAGUUGGCUGUCGGCCGCCAUGUUGUCUUCAUGUCUUGAAGCCGAACAAAUAAAACUGUUGAAGAGUUUUGAUAAGAAAAA